AUUGCUGACAUGGUUGUAUCUAGGUCAGAGAAAAUACUCGCGCCCGUGUCCAAGCGCUCCUUAGUACCUGAUAUGGCUAAAUUGCAAGAUGCGGCGGUCCAUGCCGUUGGCCCUACGUUGCAGCGAAUCAAGAACGACCGGAAGCGCGACCUUCCUAUCUUGCAGAAGGCCCUCUGCUACGCGACAGCACUUCAACUCGAAAAGAGCGGCAUCAAGUGGGAGUUGGCUCAAGGAUGGACCAUCUAUCUGUUCAGUGCCGGCUCAAGCGGAUAUGUAGCUGUGCGUGAGAAGCGUCAGCUUGUCGAAGAGGCAAAGGCCGAACUUGAUGCUAUAAUCAAGCAAGUCAUUGACGAAGAAGCCUCAUACUGUGCGAACCAGGAGAAGAAUAUCCUCCCCUGUCGAUUACUCCUGUCGAACAUUGCAGCCGGAGCGGACGCAGAUGAGGUCGCCCUGUUCCUCUCAGAGUUCAAAUAUGACAUUCGGAAUAUCAAGAUGUUGGGGCGGGACUCAACUUCACGGACCCAGACCGCCCUAGUUGACAUGUACACCAAGGAUGCAGCUAAGCAAGCAUCUUACACCAUGGGGUCUAUUUUUGGCCUACUUGUCAAGAUCUGUCUCGCGACAGAAGGUGACUGAGUCACUGCUCACUACGAAGAUGAGUGUAUUACGACCCGAGCUGAAUACCGAAGGACCCAAACUUCCGGGGUGCAAGUGGUUCACCUGUAUAGCUUUGGUCAGUAUGCACGCCUAUUUGUGCUUCUCCUGGAUGCGAACAAGUCUUUUAGUGUCCUAUGGUCGUACAAAUCUCGCAGAGCACAUCUUUCACGUCUUUCGGGAAAGUUGCUAUAGGUCUUGACUCUUUCUCGGGACAUACUCUUCAAUCAGCAUGU
Messenger RNA from Paraphaeosphaeria sporulosa, 890 nucleotides. RefSeq lists its product as uncharacterized. NCBI's taxonomy places the organism in Eukaryota, Fungi, Ascomycota, Dothideomycetes, Pleosporales, Didymosphaeriaceae. Gene Ontology annotation, molecular function: nucleic acid binding. The transcript has 2 exons. The coding region runs from base 10 to 636 and encodes 208 amino acids. The record is from RefSeq and is a predicted model, not a curated record.